AUGAAUUCGUUCAUCCAAGAGCUGCGCAAUCUGAGCAGCGCUAGCAGCAACAGUAGCUUCGACUCGGGCUUUUCCGCAUCGCCAACAACUCCAGCAGCAUCUGGGGACUCUAACGUCGGUAGUGGCCGGGCCACUGCCAACAACAUCAACAAUCAGCAACAUCAACAGCAGCAGAAUGCCGUCAUCUGGGGCAACAAAUCGCUCUGGGGUCGUCCACCCAUGAGCCCAGCAUCAUCGGCAGCAGGCAAGCCAGACCAGAUCAUCGGAACUAACACUAACAACAGUAUGUACGUUAGCAAAGAUUCUUCUUGUACAACCUCAACAACCGUUACCACUUCCUCCAACUCCUCUUCCUCUUCCUCCUCCACAAUCACUACCACACCGUGGAACACGAUCACUAACACUACGAUCAACCCGGCGUCGUCCAGUACGGCGUCCUUUUCACAAAACAUUUGGGAGCACACGACAAAAACUUUGGGAGGCUGCGGCGGCGUCGAAUCGCUCGGCUCCAUUUGGAUGCAUCCAACAGAGUCGAACGCCGCCGAUCAGAAUAAUGUUUGGGGGAACCUCGCUAACAGUAGCAGCGGCAGUGCCAGCACCAAAUCCCAGUUGAUUCGGCCUACUGAGAUCGCCAGUAGUAGCGCCGCUGCCGCUGACAACAAACUGAGCUCACUGUGGGCACCGUCGCCAAGUGUAGCAGCGUCCGAGGGUAAUGUGCUGAAAUCGCUUCGGCUGGCCGGAACGGUUGGGUCCGGUGGUGGCACCAGUUCGAGCUUCGGGCUCGGCGGACUGACCACCACCCCGACGACCACUCAGCAACUUUUUUCGGACGAUUUUCUCAGCUAUCUACACAACAACAACAACAACAAUUAG
Molecule: messenger RNA, 873 nt
Organism: Uranotaenia lowii
Lineage: Eukaryota; Metazoa; Arthropoda; Insecta; Diptera; Culicidae
Product: mucin-21-like
Exons: 1
Coding region: 1-873 (290 amino acids)
Source: RefSeq, a predicted model, not a curated record